Morone saxatilis (striped sea-bass) is the source of this 2067-nucleotide messenger RNA. RefSeq names its product myeloid leukemia factor 1 (gene mlf1). NCBI's taxonomy places the organism in Eukaryota, Metazoa, Chordata, Actinopteri, Moronidae. The transcript is spliced from 8 exons. Gene Ontology annotation, cellular component: cytoplasm; nucleus. The record is from RefSeq and is a predicted model, not a curated record. Bases 124 to 957 code for a protein of 277 amino acids. Gene Ontology annotation, biological process: regulation of DNA-templated transcription.
CCUCCGUAGUACCACACCGAGGCUGAGCGGUGGAGCUGGACACCUGCGGCGGCACAGCGGAUUAUUUCUGGAGAAAGCCCCCAAUAAAGUUCUUGUUUACAACUUCAGAAAAUAUCCGUGGAAAUGUUCAACAGUAAUCUCAGGGAGGUUGAUGAGGAUCCGUUCUUUUCGGAUCCUUUCCGGGCCCACAGGGAACAUAUGCGGCAGAUGAUGCGUAGCUUCUCCGAGCCAUUCGGUGGGGCCUUAAUGCCCAGUAUAAUGGACGGGAGAAGCCGUGGUCGUGAAAUGGUUGAACAUCCUAGCUCAUUCCCAGCGCUGAGGGAACAGAGGGAUAUGAGCCGGUCACUGUUGCCCUUUGGCAGUAUUGACAGCACGGACAUGAUGAGGAACCCCUUCGGCGUGUUCGACAACGUGAUGGCCAACGUGAGGAACAGGAUGGAGGAGAUGCACAGAAACUUUGAGAACAUGUCCACAGAUUCACAGAACACCCACUCCUUCAGCUCCUCAUCAGUCAUGACAUUUUCAAAGGUUGGAAAUGAGCCUCCCAAGGUCUUCCAGGCGAGCUCAUCGACACGAUGCGCCCCUGGAGGCAUCAAGGAGACCCGGCGAGCAAUUAAAGACUCUGAGAGUGGUCUGGAGAAGAUGGCCAUUGGUCACCACAUCCAAGACAGGGGACAUGUUGUUGAGAAGAAAUUCAACAAUAAAACAGGAGAGAAAGAGUUCAUCCAGGACUUUGAGAACCUGGAUGAAUCUGAAGCGCAAUCUUUUGACGAUGAGUGGCAGCAGGAGGUGUCCAAGUUUCAACCAUCUGUCCCCAUGUCUCGCCUGGAGGAACCCAAACGCCGUGGUGUUCACCAGGCAGCCCUCACCGGCUCUGAGCAGGCCCACAGAGACCAACCAAAGGGCAAGGGUAUGGGUGAAAGCAAAGUGAAAGGCUCAAACUCCACAAAGCAGUAAAAACAUCCGCUUGUGUGCUUAUUAAAGUCUUUGAACCAUCAUAUAGUACACCCUCAUGCUCUGUACACAGACACACACACACUGGUUUCAUCAACAAGAUGGACAGAAUCAGAAGGAACUGACCCAGAUUUUGUAUUAUUUAGGAGACUAAGUUUCACAUGAAUGCUGCCCAUUUUCCAAAGAACUGAAGCACACUGAAAGAUGGCUGUCCCAUUACAGCAGACAUUUAUUCCGCUUUUUCAUGUGUAAAAUUACUCCUCGCACUUCAUACUUGAUUCUGAAAACAUAAACAUGGCCAGACAUUUGUGGCGAGGCACUGAAACAGAAUCAGGAAUUGUAUCUUUAAAGUCUUUGCAAGUCCGGUGGUAUGCUUUGGAGAAUGGUUGACAGGAAUGUGAAUUAUACUGUAUGCGAUUUGUAGUGUGCUGGCUGUAGAACAUGCAAAUAAUGCAGCUAUAAAACUUUAACAGUAUUAACUCUUAUACGCUCAUAGAACAUUACAAAAAAGGUACAGAGGGUCCUUCAUCUUUCACAAAAAACAGGAAACUAAAAGGGUCAUUAGUAUUUGUAUGGAUGUAGUGGUAUUGAAACAGAUUCAAAUACACUCAUACAUUGUAAAAAAUAUAUGAAGGGCCAUAAGCACUAGUUAUCAUUAUACAAACAUUCAGAGAGCAAUUAAUUGAUAUGAUUUUGCAUCAGAUGAAUAUAAUUUGCUCUAUGUAAGGUUUUCUGAUGAUAUUAUCUGUUUCUCUCCUGCAAGACACAAAAUGUAGUGACUCAAUGACUGUGUGAAAUCCACUAACGCACUUAGACAAUGUCUAAAUUGUCUUUUUGUAAUUAUAUUGUCUAGUACCCAAUGCUCUAGAUAUGUGUAUUUUAUCUGCUGUAAUCUUUGUAAAAAGAAAAAAAUGCUCUUCCCUUUUUCUAUGUUACUUUGGUUUAUUUUGUUUUUCAUCUGAAGAACUCCGUGCUGCAUUGCACACUACCUUGACGUCUGGAUUAUUCUCAAUAAUUCUAGCUUUGUUCUUGUAUAUUUUUUCAAGCUUUAAAACUAAGUUCUGUGUCAGCACAGACUAUUGUCUGGAAAUAAAAAUGUGAAGAUUAAUCUGG